Molecule: messenger RNA, 1371 nt
Organism: Pararge aegeria (speckled wood butterfly)
Lineage: Eukaryota; Metazoa; Arthropoda; Insecta; Lepidoptera; Nymphalidae
Exons: 7
Coding region: 225-1247 (340 amino acids)
Source: RefSeq, a predicted model, not a curated record
UUUGACAUUUCACAAUUUACAUUUUCGUGUUUUGAAUAGAAUUCAGUUUUGAAUUUAAAAUAUUUUGCAUGGACAUUGAAAAGUUGGAUGUUGUUGGGAGUUUCGUAUAGUUAAUUCCAUGCCGUUUGAGUUUCGGCUGCCUAGAAUAAUGUUUAUAACCUACACUGGCCACAGGGGAAACUGAGCAGUAUUAUCGAUGAUACUUUUUAGUCAUUGCCAAAAACAUGGAAGCGGAUUCCACUACCUACGAAAGUAAUCCAAAAUCUCAGAACAAUGAAAUUUAUUUACCAUUCAGCACGAGUCCAGGCAACCUAAAUCUGUUAAAAGAGUUUAUAUCUAAUGAAGGCGGUCGAAAUUUGGAAAGUCAAUUAGUUGGAAGACUACAGUCAUUUGGAUUAUUGCCUACAAAUAUUACAUGUCCUACGAAUGGAUCAGACUGUAAGGUCAUAUGUAAAUCAGCUCGAGUUAUAGAUAGGGUCCAAUGGGUAUGCGAAGGGUGCAGUAAAAGGCUACCAAUCAGAACAGGAUCAUUCUUCUUCAAGUUACAAUGUUCAAUACUUCAAACUCUGCAGUUGAUACUGGCAUGGUGUGAAGAUACUGAUACUAUGGCUGCUGCUCAGUAUUUUGAUGUGAAGCCCAGAGUUGCCAUUUCAAUAUAUGACAAGCUGGAUUCACUAGCUAUAAAUGAACUGAAGAAAAGUAAGCUUGGUGGCGAGAAUGCUGUUGUCCUCAGUGAGAUAUACCCUGACUGCUUGAACAGGCUUUCACCAGAUACCACAGAUCAGCCACAUGUUCAUAGGAUAUUGAUGAUUGCUGACACUAAGCACAUCCCUACACAUUACAGACUUCAUGUAAUUCAAGAUGAUCUUAAGAAGCCUCAAAGCAACUAUGAUCAGUCUCUCAGCAAGGAAAUAGAGCAAGUUUUAAGUACUGAGACAGAAGCCCAGUCGAUGUUGGUAAUGGGCAACAAUGUGCCCAUAGACGGAACAGUUCCACUUCAGCAGCUGACGCAACACUGUGACACUGAUAUGCAGCAUUUCUUGACGUCACGAAUUUGGAGCCAAGCUCUGACCCUAUGCUCGGCGUCGCGCGACUUCUGCGCAGGAACACCGACGCACGUGUGUGCGAACACUGUGCAGAAAUACCUCGACACCUCGCUGUACAGGCUGCGGUAUGGAGACGGAUUCUACGACCAUAUACUCAGGAUCAUCUCUAAUGAAUUCACACAGAAUGGGUUGACAUCGUAAUGGCCGACCUCCCUGACUAGGGUCGCCAGGUCGCCAAACCUAAUAGCAGGACAGGCCAGCCGGUUUAGCCGGACAUAUCAUAUUUUAAAUAAGAUUUAAACUAAAAAGUAACAGAAAAAAAGUG